This is a messenger RNA of Manduca sexta (tobacco hornworm), 5066 nucleotides long. It is a transcript of the gene by, whose product is annotated as tensin. The transcript is spliced from 22 exons. The record is from RefSeq and is a predicted model, not a curated record. Lineage: Eukaryota; Metazoa; Arthropoda; Insecta; Lepidoptera; Sphingidae. Gene Ontology annotation, molecular function: protein binding. Bases 637 to 4365 code for a protein of 1242 amino acids.
CGAGCAGUGCCACAGCGCGCGCCGACUGGCCCACGCGCACGCGAAUUUCGUUUUUUGCGAUAAACAUUCGCGCUAACAAGUCCUCGUUCUGAAACAAAAUCCUUUAAUAGUAAAAUACCGACGGCGGUUCUAUAAAUAACGCUCGCCGGUGGGCCAUUGUACCGUGACUCGGGAAAUCUGUGCAAAUUCGUCGUAAUCCUAAGAUACUGGAUUGUUAAGAGCUUUGAACUGAAUAUGGAGAGUUGAACGCUAGCUGAACGUGUCGGUGUUUAUCGAUAAACUGUAGUUCUUGAGUCACGUAUGCCAUUACCCAAGUCGCAGGUGGAUAUAAUAUAUGCCAGCAAACUUUGUUACCAAUAUUUAUGUUGAAUUACAUAAUGACAAUAUGUAAUAUGCAUUUCUGAGAACUGAAUGCAUGUGUUGAGAUACAGUGCCGUCUGUUCGAGUAGACUGAAAUAGUGUCGUGUCAUGUGCCUAUUAAGAUGAAGAUACAUUGUUUAUGCGGUCAGUUGAACAAUGUGUGCACAGUGCAUAACGCUAAUGAGGACUAACUAAAGAACUUUGAACUAACAGUGUUCGGAGACGAAAUCUUUACGUUACAUGUGUUAUUGAAGUGGACAAAAGUGUUAUUUGAAUAUGCAUCAUAACGGAAGGAUAGGCAGCUCAUCUGACAGAACGGAUUUAAGGGUGGCCGGUGCUGUAGACCUGGCGGAUCCGGCGAAUACCGCGCAGAUACUAUCGCACUUGCAGAACUCUGACAGAGCACGAUUCUCGGACACAAGUUGGCAGAUCCACAGGACGUGGACGCGUAAUGGCGAUCCGUUGCAAUUAUCUCCGUCUCCCUCGCGAGCCGCGGCGACCCCGCUGCCCGCUCAGCCCAUCACAGAAAACGUAGCUCUUCGCUCCGACCAAAAUGGCAUCUACGACACAAUCACGACGCGGGCCACGAGCGCGCCGACCACUCCAGCCGCCACGUCAUUUUCCAGGGAACAGGCGAGCGGUCCCCGGUCUGCCAGCUACCCGGGUGGAGUCGGUUCCAGGCUGGACCUGUGCUAUGUCGCCGAGCGUAUGCUGGCGCUACACCUGCCAGACCGCGACGCCCACGCCGAAGCACAGGCCGCGCACAUGCUCACCAACAAACAUGGAGAUCAUUUUAUGGUGUUUGAAGUAAGCGGUGGCGAUGUUAAUGGCGAAAGCAGAACCGCGCGCAGUGUAUUCGGGCGCGCGCGAUGCUUGGGCUGGCCGGGGGACCUCGCGCCGCCGCUAGAACGGCUGUGUGCUGCGUGCAAACACAUCGAGAACUGGCUGUCCGCGCAUCCGAAGAACGUUGCCAUUUUACUCGCAUGGGGCAACAGAGAACGUUUGGGAGUAUUGGUCGCUGCCUACAUGCACUACUCGGCGAUAUGUGGCGCGCCGGAACACGCGCUCGAUAGAUAUGCGAUGCGGAGAUACUUAGACGAUAGGGUCCCGAUAUUCCAACUGCCUUCUAAUAAACGAUACAUAGACACGUUCGCGGGUUUGCUCGCGGGUCAGAUCCGCGUGAACGCAGCUCCGUUGCAGUUGACGCACGUCAGUGUGGCGGGGUCUCUCGCCCACGCGCCGUCGACAGCACACGGCUCGCCCACCGUCGCCUUCCUCAAGAUCUAUGAGAACUUCGUCUGCGUGUACACGUCAGGUUUAUACGUGGUGAACGGAGGCGGCUGGACGGUGGGCGUCGGCAGACUGGCGCUCCGCGGCGACGUGCUCGUGCGCGCGUACCGCCGGCCCGCGCACCACACCGCCACGCAGCGACAUCUAGUGUUCGCGUGCCAGUUCCACACCUGCGCCGUCGCCGACCACACGCUCUCCUUCACCAAGCAGCAGCUCGACCAUGCCGCACAUGACCCAUCGUUCCCGAGCGACGGCGCGGUGGAGCUGGUGUUCGCGCGCGGCGAGGGCGGCGGCGGCGCGGCGCCCGCCCCCACCCCGGCGGCGCCCCUCCGCGCCGCGCCCGACGGACUCGCGCGAGCCGACUCGCUCGAGCACCUGCGGCCGCUGUCCACACUCACUGACGAUGACCCAGGUGAAAACAACGGGAGCGCUGGCUCUGGAUCAGGCGGCGAGGCCGGAGAGAGUGCAGAAGGUACUCAUACGUUUGGCCCCUUAGACGGCUCGAUUUACGCGACAGUAGUGCGAGCGAGCGGCGGUGAGCCCGCGUCGCCUCUGAGCGCAUCCAUGGACUCGGGCAUAUCGUCGGCGGGCCGGCGCGCCGCCCCCAGUCCGCCCGACGAGCUGGACACGCUGUUGGGCGACAUGUUGCGCACGGUGAGCGCGCUGCCCGACCCGCCGCCGGCGCCGACCACGCCGCAGCCGCAGUCGCUCGCCGACCGAGGGACUGACAUCCCGUAUCACGCGCGCGCUGACUCCACUCCUUUCACGUACGGCGCGCCCGGCCUGCGCCCCGGCAUGUUGCGCGCCUCCAACCGCCUCGCCAGCCCCGAGCUGGUGCGGCGCGCCCUCGGCGACCGCUCCUACCAGCCCAUCGAGGAUGAUGACGACGAGCGCACCGUCACCCCCAAGCCCUCGCCGCGCACCCUCUCACCUCGCACCCCCCGCAACUUCGCGCACGAGGAUGUCACAUCUACCACCACCACCACUACACUACCACCGGCUACGUCACCCGUUCGUAAUGGAAGAUGUUUGAAUGGGGAAACAGAAUGGGCGGUGAGGCCUCCGAGCAGUGCAAGGAAGGCCAUACAAGAGACCGAGUCAUGGCGGUCUCACAGCACGCUCGGCUGGCACGAGACCACCAGGUCGAGGGAGCCGCGACGCUCCGAAGGAAGCAUUGAAGCCAAUUCUGGACUUACUUGGUUGCAAAGACAACAACAGAGAUUAAGAGAAAAGAAAGAGGCCAGGGAAAGAGUCGCUCGACUACCGCUCGAGUGGGAUACUGCAACUUCCCGACAUGUGCGAAGAUCGGCGAGUCAUCGUGUGGACGGGUACACGAGCGACACGACAGCGUUCGCCGAUGACGACGAAGAUUUCACGGUGCCGUUGCAUGUGAACACGCGCACUCCUCUCAGAAAUGAUAGCAUCAGUCCACAGGCUCCGGACAGGACCUCAUCUAGAAAAUUCAUGUAUGAAAAGAUGACGAUGCGCGAAUGGAGUAACAACACCACGCCGACGAAUACUCCCGCGCCUGGUCUGCUGUCCCUCGCCGAGCCGCUCAACAACGGAACCAUCGACCGGAUCGACAGUUGGUCCCGCGUGGAGUCCCGUGCGGAGUCCCGCGCGGAGUCCCGUGCGGAGUCCCGUGCGGAGUCCCGCGCGGGCACGCCUGCGUUCCCGACACACCCGCGCACCCCGUACCCGCCGACGCCCACUCCCUCGCUCAGCUCGCGGCCGCCGCGCUCGCCUACAGUUACCAGAAAAGAGCGCGAGGGUAGUCCGGAAUCCGAGUACCGCACGUACAACGGCAGCAGCGGGUCGCGGCGGUCGAGCGUGUCGGGCGCGAGCGCGGGCGCGGGCGCGGGGGCGGGCGCGGCGCCGCUCGCCGCCGAGCCGCACCACGUCGCCCCCGACAGGGUGCGGUUCGCGCGCGACACCAGCCACUACUGGUACAAGCCUAACAUCUCCAGAGAUGACGCGGUGGCAGCUCUCCAACAGCUUGAAGAAGGGGCGUUCAUAGUGCGCGACUCCAAUUCAUUCCCUGGCGCGUUCGGGCUGGCAGUACGUGCUGGCGGUAUAGGCGGCGUGCGGCACUUCCUCAUCGAGCCGACGGCCCGCGGCGUGCGCUUGCGCGGCUGUCCCGACGAGCCCGUGUUCAGCUCGCUCUCCGCGCUCGUCUACCAACACACCGUCACGCCGCUCGCGCUGCCCGUGCCGCUGACACUUCCAGAUAGAGACCCAUGGGCGGGCAGCAACACGCACGCGGCGGCGCGCGCGCUGCUGGCGACGGGCGCGGCGUGCCACGUGCUGUUCCUCGGCGCCGAGAACACCGAGGCGCUCACCGGGCCCGCCGCCGUCAAGCGCGCCGUCACCAACAUACUGGCCAAGAAGGCUCCAGCAUACGUGGUGCACUUCAAAGUGUUCGGCGGCGGCAUCACGCUGACGGACGCGGCGCGCAAGCUGUUCUUCCGGCGCCACUACGCCGCCGCGGCCGUGUCGCACGCCGGCAUCGACCCCGACGAGCGCCGCUACACACACGUCGAUAAUGGCGCGCAGACCGACAAGCGGAUCUUCGCGUUCGUGGCGCGGUCUCCGUCGGGCGCCGACAACCAGUGCCACGUGUUCGCGGAGCUCGAGCCCGAGCAGCCCGCCACCGCCAUCGUCAACUUCGUCAACAAGGCGCUUCUAGGAAACAUGCAGAAACGGGACAUCAUAUAAAGUGUUUCGCCGACGACGAACAGCAAUGUUGGGAAUACUCACGAUGUGUAUGACACGAAACUGAACCACGUGGCGUCUUGUAAUAUAUUAAUAUAUAAUCGUCUAUUGUCUAAAUAUAUUACCUAAACAUUAACUUGUGCUUGUAAUUGUUUUAGAAACAUUUCAAAGAUUUACUUUCCAUUACGCUUUAGUUUCACCAAGUACAAUUAACAGUUGAUCGUGUUAUCGAAAUUAAUACAUAAUAUAUAAAUAACGUUUAGUUUAGGCAAAGAACUAACUAGUCUCAUAUUAAUGUUAUACACAAGUAGUGAUAUUAUUUGUGCCUAAUAAGGGAUAAGAAGAGACGUAGAACUUCACCCCACCCUCGGUGUAAAAGUAAAUGUUAAAGUGAAAUUAACAGUUAAUAGGAAUUUAACUAAUGUCAAACAUGUUUAAGCAACUUUUUAAUGUGUUAACAAUACAACGAAAUUAAUAUACAGUACAACGUUAUGCAAUAUUUAGCUGGAUAUGUUAUCUGUUCACAAAUCAAUAGAGAAAUUGUUCAUAACAUAAGGGGUUAAUAGGUCUAGAAACUUCUCAGCCGGAAACGGUGCGUUCCCAGUUCAAGGAAAAUGUAUCAUGUAACAUUUUACUAUAACAAAUAGCUGUUGUAAAAUGUAUUUAUUAUAAUUUUACGUUCAAUAAAAUUAUAGUGUUUUGUA